Molecule: messenger RNA, 2076 nt
Organism: Vespa velutina
Lineage: Eukaryota; Metazoa; Arthropoda; Insecta; Hymenoptera; Vespidae
Product: monocarboxylate transporter 12-like
Exons: 9
Coding region: 138-1943 (601 amino acids)
Biological process (GO): transmembrane transport; monocarboxylic acid transport
Molecular function (GO): monocarboxylic acid transmembrane transporter activity
Source: RefSeq, a predicted model, not a curated record
GGGCAGAGGGGAAAAGUAACGUCGAUCUCGUUGGCACGCUCUGAAAUGUUCCUUGAAGUCGUAUUUACAAUCAGAAUCGAAACACAUGAGACUGAGAGUUGGCUGCGCGCGUUAGCGCGCUGUAGAUCGCGAAACUCAUGGCUCGCGCGAGUAUGAGCUCCAUAUCGGAGAUAACAAAGAAGGAGGAAACUAAUAAGAACAGCAAAUUAAAAGAUAAUGUCGGUGAAGUUUAUUCGUUAAUGGAAAAUCAUUCCUUGAGGAUUCCCGCUUUAGCAAAACCACCGGACGGAGGAUGGGGCUGGUUUGUCGUCCUCGCAUCUUUUCUCAUACACGUUAUCACCGAUGGAGUGACCUAUUCUUUCGGUGUAUUUUAUUUGGAACUUCUUUAUUACUUCGAGGAGGGAAAAGGUGCUACUGCCUGGAUUGCUUCGAUACUCGUCGGGGUAACUUUGUGUUCAGGUCCGAUAUCUGGAUCUUUUGUGAACAAAUAUGGCUGUCGAGCGGUUACUAUAGCUGGCUCGAUUUUCGCUAGUGCUUGUCUAUUAGCCAGUGUCUGGGCAAGUAGUAUCAUUAUGUUAUACUUUACCAUUGGCUUUGGAACAGGUUUGGGCUUCGGAUUAAUAUAUUUACCAGCCAUAGUAAGCGUUACUUGUUACUUCGAAAAGUAUCGUUCUUUAGCAACAGGUAUAGCGGUUUGUGGUUCAGGUUUAGGAACUCUUAUUUUUGCUCCUUGUUUGGAAUCUCUUAUAUCAAAUUAUGGAUGGAGAGGAGCUAUGAUGAUAUGUUCCGGUAUUGUUUUGAAUUGUAUUAUACUUGGAGCAUUUUUCAGACCACUUGAAACUUCAAUACUUAAAACGAAUCAUAAUUCAAAGGGCAUAUCUGAAAAACUACAAAGUAUAAAUAAAUCUUCUACGUUUACUAAACGACAAGAACGUUCGGAUGAAGUAAUCAAUCCGGAAAACAAUAUAAAAUUCAAUGUAGUUAACUUUGAAAAGAAAGUUAUGCCAAGUAGUAUGAGGACUACUUUAAGUCAGCCUAUAUUAAUUACUAAAGUCAGCAGUCAACAUAAACAAUCGCUUAUAAGAACAUUUGGAAGUAGUGAAGAAACUAAGUGCCAUAAUGGAUUACAUCACGGCAGUCUGGAGAACAUUCGUAAUUAUUUUAAAUCUUUGAUUGUUGAUAAUAAAGAGGACAUUAUUCCUCUAGAUACAUACUCUAAAAAUAUAUCAAACAUAGUUGAAAUUAAAAGGACUGAAAAUAAUAUGGCGUUACCCUCUAAAUCUGAAAAAAAAAUCAAUGUACUUCAAGAGAUUAUGGACACUUCUCUAUUAAAGAAUCCUUUGUUCAUUAUUUUUACUCUUUCCAAUUUUUGUACCAGUAUUGGAUUUAAUGUGCCUUAUGUAUAUCUACUGCCACAAGCAGAAGAACGAGGAAUAAAUAAAAGUUUAGCUAGUUAUUUACUUGCAAUUAUUGGAGUAGCCAAUACUUUAGGUCGUAUUAUUUUGGGAUAUAUAUCUGAUAAGCCAUGGAUCAAUCGACUCCUUGUGUACAAUAUUUGUCUCACGGUCUGUGGAAUAGCUACAAUAUUGAGCACUUUUUGUACCAAUUUUACUGCUUUUGCAUUUUAUUGUAUUAUUUAUGGUUUUACUGCUGGAGCAUAUGUAGGCCUUACUUCCGUUAUUCUAGUAGAUUUAUUAGGCUUAAAUCGUCUUACGAAUGCUUUUGGACUGUUAUUACUUUUCCAAGGCUUUGCAUCUCUUCUUGGACCACCUAUAGCAGGUUGGUUAUACGAUGGACUUGCUUCAUACGAUCCUGGUUUUUAUACUGCAGGCAGUAUGAUCGCUAUUAGUGGUUUGAUGUUAUUUUUUAUUCCUGUACUUCAACAAAAAGAAAAUGCAAAAGAACCUAAUAGAUUAAGUAUUAUGAAUUCUCAAUCAGCAUAGACUGAAUAAAACAAUUACGCGUAUCCUUAUACAAAAACUUCUGAUAAUAAUAAUAAAACGAUAAUAAAAAAUAUGUAAAUUUUAUAAAUACUAAUUUCUAACGCCUAAAAUAAAACAAUACUAUUUUACUAAA